Molecule: messenger RNA, 1393 nt
Organism: Cryptotermes secundus
Lineage: Eukaryota; Metazoa; Arthropoda; Insecta; Blattodea; Kalotermitidae
Exons: 9
Coding region: 837-1313 (158 amino acids)
Source: RefSeq, a predicted model, not a curated record
GGACGACACCCCUUGUGAAGUGGAAUAGAAUGUUACAAUAACUAACGAAAAUAUUUUAAUAGAAAAUUUUAAAGGAUUGUAAAUAAAUAUAUAUAUAUAUAUAUAAAGNGGGGGUUUUCAUAUGUCGAUUUAGCAAAAUGGGCGGAAGAAAGGUUAUUAGAGCGGAGGUUGAUGAUUCGCCUGUCUUCCUCCAUUUCUUUUCAAAAUAAAAUGCUGAAGGUUACAAAACCACAGUUAACUAUCCCAUUGAAUAUAACUGAUUGGAUGAUAUGGCUUGCCGGUGUAUGUGGAAUGGCAAGGUGUGAAUUUGACGGGUUUUUGCAAGACCCCUGUGUGUUGUCCUGACAACUUUAGCUAGCUGUCCUUGCGGGGAGAUGGUUGGAUCCAUGAAGUAAAAAAUAAAUGUAAAAUGUAAAAUGUAAAAUUGUGAAACUGCGGCUAAUUCCACACUUGACCAUUAAAUUUCGCGUGUGGUGCUACGAUGUAGUGAUUUGUCGUGGGAAAGUGGGAAAAAGAUAAAGGGUUCUCCAAGCUAGAAAUUGGUAAGCUGCAAGAACGAAUGUGUAUGUUAGAAAACUAAGUAGUUUUGGCAGUAAUAAGAACCCAAAAUAUAUACCAGAAGACAAGCAAACUGCCAAUAUUUGAGAUCCUGUAAAUGUCAUGAAUGGUACAAAAGACAAAAAUGAAACUGCGGUAUAGAGGGAACAGAAGAGUAAGAAUGCCAAUAAGAAGGUAUUAUAAAGACUCAAGUUGCCAGCUGGAAAAGAGUAUACAUUUAUUUCUGCUGAUCUUCUGUUCAAGUGGUCACUAUUAACUGGCAGCAAUGUAAACAUGUCAUGCAACAAUCUGCUGCAAUUGGAAACAAGGCAGGAGCAGGAGCCUGGUUUAAGGCAAAGAUGUUAGGACGAUUGUCCUCGCAAGAGAUGGGAGGUGAAGGGAAAGAAAACAAUGCUCGUAGGAGGGAUCUAGAUGAGGAAUCAGCAGCUGUUGUCAGUCAGAGCCAUUUCCAUGGUUACACAGUUCGAUGCAGAUGGGGACUUGAAUUGGAAGCUCGUGUGAGGAAGGUCCUGGAAACUUGUCACAAUCCUGACACACCAGGAGAGCCCUUCAGGAAUCAAAUGGAGACUCUUGAUAUGGAUGCCCAGCGUCGUGAACUUCUAUUCUUGCAGGCCCAUGACAGUGUCCUGAGGGAACAAAGCUUGCUAAGUGCUUGGCAUCAAGCUGCAUUUCCGUCAAACAGCCAACAGUUGAUAAUAAAAAUAAUAAUAACAACAAUAAUAAGAAGAACCUGUCACCGAGGAGUUGUUCCAUGAGCUGAUUGGGGUGGUUUUCUAUGGAGUUAUGAUGUGUGGUGGCUUUCUUGCAUAUUGUUUCCUGUACGGUUGGUACCUGU